Nylanderia fulva is the source of this 975-nucleotide messenger RNA. The record is from RefSeq and is a predicted model, not a curated record. NCBI's taxonomy places the organism in Eukaryota, Metazoa, Arthropoda, Insecta, Hymenoptera, Formicidae.
AUGGCUCAUUUGCCCGAGAUACGAACUAAUGUGGCGCGUCCGUUUUUGAAAGUCGGGGUAGAUUAUGCCGGACCCUUGCCAGUGCGCGCCUUCGCCGGACGUGGUCAUCAAUCCCGUAAGGCCUAUAUAGCCCUUUUCGUGUGCUUGAUAACCCGUGCCGUGCACAUAGAACUCGUUACCGAUCUGUCUUCCGCAGCAUUCAUCGCCGCCUUUCGACGAUUUUGUUCACGCCGCGGUAUUCCUGCGAUUGUAUUAAGCGAUAACGGAACCAAUUUCCGUGGCGCGCAGACGGAAUUAUACCGUAUUUUUCACGCUAGUAUGUGCGAUGGUGCCGUCGAAUCAUCUAUGGCCUCGUUAGGCAUAGAAUGGCGCUUUAUUCCAGCCUCCGCUCCACACUUUGGCGGGAUUUGGGAAGCUGGAGUAAAGUCGGUCAAGCACCACUUAAAGCGUAUAGUUGGCGUACAUACGCUAACCAUUGCCGAAUUAGAGACACUGUUGUGUCAAAUAGAGGCCUGCCUAAAUUCGCGACCGAUCGCUGGACUCUCGAAUUCCCCAGACGAUCUAUCGUAUUUGACUCCCGGUCACUUCUUGACCGGCGCUCCACUUCUUGCGUUGCCUGAUGCUUCGCUACUAGAUCGUCCGGAAUCGAGAUUGACGAGAUAUCAACUCGUUCAGCGGAUGCGAGACCGAUUUUGGCAGGUUUGGCGCUUGGAUUUUCUUAACUCUCUGCAGAAGCGCAAUAAAUGGCACAAUCAGCGCGCAAAUUUAAACGUGGGUGAUAUUGUCAUCAUUAAGGAUGACAAUGCUCCACCCUCUAGAUGGGAAUUAGGGCGUAUAACACAGUGCUUCCCGAGUGAAGAUGGGUUGAUCCGCGUUUGCGAGGUGAGGACUGCUACCUCUACCUUUCGACGACCGAUCCACAAAUUGUGUCUCCUUCCGAUCGCUGAUCGAGACGAAAAGGAUCACAAUCUGUAG